Messenger RNA from Monoraphidium neglectum, 2181 nucleotides. RefSeq lists its product as hypothetical. The transcript is spliced from 13 exons. Lineage: Eukaryota; Viridiplantae; Chlorophyta; Chlorophyceae; Sphaeropleales; Selenastraceae. Bases 1 to 2181 code for a protein of 726 amino acids. The record is from RefSeq and is a predicted model, not a curated record.
AUGGACGCACCGUGCGACACGCCGCGCGCGAGCCCGGUGGCGACGGGCGCAGCGGGCGCACGCGCGUCCGCGUCGGCGCCAGUGAGCCACGGCGAGGCGGAGAAGUGGUGGAAGAAGGACUCGGAGCUCUGGGUUGACUGCCACACAGAGCAGGAGUUUGAGCAGGCGGUCACAACGGGCGAUCGGCUCGUGCUUGUUGACUUUUUUGCGACCUGGUGCAAUGGCUGCCAGCGCUCUUACCCUGAGCUCUGCAAGUACGCCAAGGACCCCGAGCUGUCGUCACAGGUCAAAUUCGUCAAGGUAUGCAUUGAGGAGCUCAAGCGGCCAGCCAAGGAGGCGGGCAUCAAGUCGCUACCGCAUGCGGUGGUCUAUGACCCAAAGCGCGGCAAGCUGGUGGGCAUCGACGUGCCGCCCUCCAAGGUCAAGAACCUGAAGGUCAACCUCAUGGUGAUCCUCAAAAACCGCAGCAUGGACUUCAAGUUGGACCCCAACGGCUUCGUGAUCCCCGUGCCCCCGCAGCCCAAGGGCGCGCAGGAGGCCGAGGCCGCCGCCCGCCGCGCCGCCGCCGCCGCGCUCGAGUCCGCGACCACGGGGCUCGGCGCCAAGCUGCUGCAGGGCGUUGAGGGCGCCGCGGCGGCGGCGGCGGCGACGGGGGCGGCGGUGGCGGACGCGGUGGCCACGACGGCGGAGGCGGCGGCGCCGCUGGUGGCGCCGGCGGACCCCGUGCUGGCCGCGGCCAAGGCGGAGUUUCUCAAGCGGUUCGGGUCGCGGUACGGCUACAGCGGCCGUAUUGACGCGCUGUACCCAGCAGAGGUGGGGUCCCGCAUGGAGCCGCACGAGCACUACCUGGACUACACCGGCAGCAGCGUCUACGCCAAUAGCCAGCUGGAGGCGAUCUUCAGGGAGCUGCGCGGCCACCUGUUCGGCAACCCCCACAGCGCCAACCCCUCGUCCUCGUUCGCCAGCGAGAGGGUGGAGGCGGCGCGAGACCUGGUGCUCAAGUGGUUCAACGCGGACCCCGCGGAGUACCAAGUUGUGUUCACGCGUUCCGCCACCGACGCGCUGAAGAUCGUGGGGGAGACCUACCCCUGGGGCCCCCAGUCCGAGUUUGCUUACCUGCGGGAGAACCACAACAGCGUGCUGGGGGUCAGGGAGUACGCAAUGGCGAAAGGCGGCAGGUUCCACGCCGUGAACGAGACGAGUGUGGAGUCGUGGGUGCGGGACAGCAGCGGCGCCGACAUCACAAAGUUCCUGGACGCCACCUCACUCAGCAGCGGGCGGCGGCAGGUGCCUCCUCCCGAGGACGACGACGGCACCGUGAAUAACCUGUUUGCCUUCCCGGCAGAGGACAACUUCGCAGGCGUCAAGUACCCGCUGUCCUGGAUCAACGCAGUCAAGGCCAAGUCGCGGCCGGGGCGGCGGUGGCGGGUGCUGCUGGACGCGGCGGCCUACGUGCCCACGCAGCCCCUGGACCUCAGCAGCGUGCGGCCCGAUUUUGUGUCCAUGUCUUUCUACAAGAUCUUCGGCUACCCGACGGGCCUGGGCGCCCUCAUCGUGCGCGUGGACGCCGCGGCAGACCUCAAAAAGAUGUUCUGGGGCGGCGGCAGCGUGGCGCUGGCGACCAGCGCGGGCGACUUCCACGUGCUCAAGUGCCGGCCCAGCGAGAUGCUGGAGGACGGCACGGUCAGCUUCCUGGACAUCGCGGCGCUGCGGCACGGGUUCGACCUGAUGACAAACCUGGGGGGCACACACGCGAUACAGGGCCACGUGGAGUCCCUGCGCGCGUGGACCCACCAGGCCCUCAUCAGCCUGCGCCAUGCCAACGGGCAGCCCGUGGUGGCCCUCUUCGGGAAGCACCACCUGCCGGAGGCCGCCAAGGUGCAGGGCGGCAUCUUCAACUUCGCGCUGCUCAAGCCCGACGGCUCACUCUUCUCCUACAAGUCGUUCGAGGUCGCCGCCGCGGAGGCCGGCCUCCACGUCCGCACCGGCGCGGAGUGCAACCCUGGCGCCUGCUACGCCUACCUGGGGGUGGCCGAGGCCGAGGUCGAGGCGCUGGCUGGCACCAAGGAGGGCUGCCAUGACGACGUGGAGUAUGCGCACGUGGCGCGGGCGGUUGUGCCGGCCAUGCACGGCGCGGUGGAGAGCAUGGACAUGGCGGACGGGCGGCACGUGCGGAUGUGA